Daphnia carinata is the source of this 3178-nucleotide messenger RNA. RefSeq names its product integrator complex subunit 4-like (gene IntS4). Lineage: Eukaryota; Metazoa; Arthropoda; Branchiopoda; Diplostraca; Daphniidae. The record is from RefSeq and is a predicted model, not a curated record. The transcript is spliced from 17 exons. Gene Ontology annotation, biological process: snRNA processing. Gene Ontology annotation, cellular component: integrator complex.
GGUGGAAUCGCUUGAUCCAAGUUAUAAAAGCAUUUCGGGCAAAACGACCAUAGACGUGGUACUCAUAAAUGUUUACAAACAACUGGCAUAGAUUCGGAAAUUUGAUUCAAACAACCUUCUCGUAAAUCGGCUAAGGUAGCAAGUUCGAGCAGAAGAAAGUGAACAACCGAGAAUGGCGGUACUGAAAAAAAGAGCCUUAGCGGAGUACAGCCAAGUUGUACAGGAAGAAGCAUGUAGCAAGCCAUUACAGCUUAUGAAGAAACCUCGUCUCUCGAGUGUACAACUGGAAGACGAACUUGUGACUGAUACUUUAGAAAGACUAGAAACUAAUGAUGACUUAGUGGCUUACUUAAAUCAUAUCCAGAGAAAACUUCCCUUCCAUGCUGAUGACAAAGUUGUUCUCAUGAGAAAAUUGAUAGAGACAUAUCACCGUAGUGAGCAGUCACAUAUACGGUUGAAAAUUAUUGGGAUACUAGGAGAUUUCAGAAAAAUUUCCAAAUUUGAUAUACAGUUAAUUAUAAAUGAAGUAAUCAAACUUCUUUCCAUGGAAACAUCCCACAAAGUUUGUGCUUCAAUGAUCAGUGUGUUAUCAAAGCUGGGAAAUUUGCUUGCUUGUGAUAGCCCACUGCUAAAUAAAAUUAUCAACAUUGGGACACAAUUACUUAACAAUUCCAGUCAUCUGGUAAAAUGCCAUUGCCUUUCCCUACUUGGUGGGCUGUCAAAUACUACCACUCUCCAAGGUGAAAAUGUGAAACAUAUCUGCAAGUUUACGAAAUCUCAGGAUCCAAGAGUACGUACGGCUGCCUAUGAUGCAUUGCUUCGUUUGCACGACCGCGGACAAAAAUUAGAGCUGUGUGUGUACGCUGAUGUGUGCACUGCUCUACAAGACGACAAUGAAAACGUAAGGCAAUCUGCAAUGCGUAUUGUCUGGGUAUUAUCUCAUACGUACCCGGAGAGCUGUGUUAUGAUCCCUGGGUGUCAAGAUGAGGUCCAUUUAGUUGAUGACGCGUUUGCCAAGAUUUGUCAAGCUAUAGGUGACCUUUCGGUUAAUGUAAGAACAUUAGCUGCUGAACUACUAGGAUCCAUGGUCAAUGUCAAUCCCCAUUUCCUGGAGCAAACAUUAGACAAAAAGUUGAUGUCUGAUAUGAGACGCAAACGCUCUGCUCAUGAAAGACAUUGGGAAACAGUCACAUCAGGGGAAUGGGCAAGUGGCACUCGCUGGGCUGACGAUAAGCCACGCGAAAAUUUAGAUGCCGAAUCUGUAUCUCUUAUACAUAGUGGGGCUUGUGGAGCAUUUGUUCACGGUCUUGAAGACGAAUUUAUGGAAGUGCGCAGCGCUUCCCUCGACUCACUCUGUCAGUUGGCGCUUUCCAAUCCAAGAUUUGCAACGCUUUCUUUGGAUUUCCUUGUCGACAUGUUCAACGACGAGAUUGAAGAAGUUCGUCUGAAAGCCAUAGACUGUAUGACUAAAAUAAGUCACCUUAUUGUGUUGCGUGAAGAUCAAUUAGAAAUUAUAUUAGGAGUCCUAGAGGAUUCCAAUGUUGAAAUCCGCGAAGGGUUGCAUCGAAUGCUUGGAGCGUGUCGCCUAUCAACAAAGGCUUGUCUCAAACUUUGUGUCCAGGCUUUACUUGAUAACCUUAAGCGUUAUCCUUAAGAUAAACGAUCGAUCUGGCGUUGUCUUCAAUCGCUCGGAUCCAGUCAUCCGAAUUUGACACUUCUACUGGUUCCCGAAUUGUUAACUGUCCAUCCUUUUUUUGACAUGCCAGAAGCUGACGUGGAAGAUCCAUCAUACGUUUGCGUGUUGUUGCUCGUGUUCAAUGCCGCCCAGUUCUGUCCCCAAAUUCUUAGUUUGUUUGAGGAACAUAUUCGCAGACAUUAUCGUUACCUCCGCGACACAAUUUCGAAUUUUGUGCCACGUCUUCAGCUCGCUGGAGUAGAAGAAAUGGAAACACAGGUGGAAUUUGAUACGAACACCAACUAUUUUCUUCAAAAUGUUAUGUCACGCUUGAACCAGCCAACCAGUGCAAAUCAGAUCAAAGUAUGGGAUGCUGCUUGUCAUGAUUUGAUUCGCUUGGCUCAAAUCGACAACAAUUUGGCGCACGGCGUUGAACUUUUAGCCACGCAGUUGGAGUGUCAUAUCUUGAUUGCAAAGGUGAUGAAUAGUCCAGCUUGGAUUGACUCUUCAAGCCUUAAUGCACAGGAUGGUGAUGUGGUAAAAAAUCUGAUUGAUCAGUUACAACGGUGUAGUCUUAGGCUACAGUAUAUGUUCAGCAAUCUAUCGACUGAAGAAAAGCUCCUUAUUCAAAGCACACGUUUACAAGCAAUGGCGAUUCAAUUGGUCUAUAUUGUUCGAGCUAGUAAUACGUCUGCGUUGGCUUUAUCGGACCAUUUUGUUUCUAGAGUUGAAGCAUUGAAAGGGUAUGGAAAUUUGCCCUCUUUCGCUGGGUGCAUUGUCAAGGAAAUAACGCGCUUAGAUGACACGAAACCUGGCGUAUUAUCAAGAAUCUUGCUCCCCAUUCUUCAGGCACAUAUGUAUGUUGCCCCGUUUUGCCUUCCUGCUAAGGCCUUUAAAGUGAAUGCUGAAAUUUUAGAGCCGACUGGGGAGUCCGAUAAUCCCCAGAAAUUUCUGGCGGGUUUCGUAUUAGGGGUGGUUUUAGAUGCCGAAAUUCAAUGUCUCGCUCAUCCAGAAUAUUUGCGAGUUCGGGUGAAAUAUCCCGAUCUUAAUGCCCAGUUAAUCAUACCGCAAGAGUCACAUCUGAAAAGGAUCAAACAGUAUGCUCAAACCGAACUCAGCGAAAACGUUACAGUUAUUCCUGAACAUCGUCUGCGAACAUCGGUUCUAGUGUCACACCAGGUGUGGACAGAAUCAUCGCAUAUUGAGCUUUCUUUGGUUUUGGAUGUUAUGGAUCCGGAGGUUCCUUCUGCAUUGAAAAGGUGGCGAGGUUUUUCGGAAGAUUCAUUUAUUAUUGAACUUUGUAAACCUGUGCGAGUACUUGUAUCUCCCAAACCAAUCAAACGAGGAAUAUAAUUUCUUGCCAGAUGGUCGGACGGUAUGUGGGAUCUCUGGUUGUUCGCCUGAAGUGAAGAAUAUAUAAUUGUUCGCUUUUUACCAUAUGCUAGUUGGUUCUGAUAUUACAGAAAACUGGUAAGCUGAUGAGAAUUAAUCAAUAGAAUUUUA